AUGCCUCUUGUUACCCGUUCGGGGCGUCAGACUAAAGCCCCACCACCGCCUGACUAUGUUCGCUCCUACGCGUCCAAGGACCAAAUGGCUGCCGAAUCUGAUGUCGAUGACAACCAGCCCUCUACACGUACUACGCGAAAGAAAACUCGCUCUCGUGCUGGCCCGAAGCCUGGCCCAAAGUCUGUCAUGAAUACCAAAACCCAAGACCAUCCGCAUCCUCGACCCAAGGCUCGCCCUCUUCCAAGGUCCGAACGUUCUGGUUCCAUGACAUCAUCUGCUGAAGAAGAUAUUUUCUUCUCUAACUUCAGCAGACGCUCGUCACUUGGCAGGAAGAAGCGCAGUGACGUGAAUGAAGGUCCCGAGGUCGAGUUGUCUGAUACCGCCGACAGGUCCACAAAUGGCGCAGAUGGCGAUGUGACAUCAGCUGGUCUCGAGGAAGAUGGUACUAGUAAUGAUGCCAAUGAGGAUCCAGCGACAAACGACAGAGAGCAGACUCCAGUUCUAUCCGACGGUGAAUGCGGUGGUGCUGCAGCGACAGACGAAGGGGAGAGAACCGAUGGUGAAUGUGGUGUUGCUGCAGCAACAAACGAAGGGGAGAGAGAUGCAGGUCUAUCUGAAGGUGAAUGUGGUGUCACUACUGUGACGAACGAAAGGGAGGGAGAUGCAGUUCCGUCUGACGGUGAAUGUGAUGGUACUGCAGCGACGAAUAAACAGGAGAAGACUACAGUUGCACCCACGACCGUUCGCCCGCGUAGAUCUGGUGCCCACAAAUCAUAUGCUCCUGGUCAUGAGAGCGAACCCGCAGAGAGCUCUGGCUCUGACAGCGACUGGGCAGAACUCGAAGAGAAGCGGAAGAACGCAGAACGCGCUAAUGACCCUGCGAGGCCAUUCAGACUGUCUGCGAAUGACAAGCAGAAGGGACCAGCGGUGGCAGACGACCACGGUGACGAUGCCGAUGCCGAUGCCGAGGGCGGCGAUGAAGAUCAGACGUCUGAAGAUGGGGAUAGGGCCACACAUAAAGCAGGAAGACUGUCCAAAGAAGGUGUUUUGAAAACGGAAGAAUUUGGCAAGAGGGUUAUGGCUGAAGCAACUGCAAUUGGAAAAGAGUUCGGGAAACACCGGAGGGUGAUUCUUAUCGAGGCAGGACUAGCGACGAAGGCAACUCGAAAAGAGUCUGCCUGGAACCAGCAUCAAGCCUGGUUCCCGACUGUACUACCUCCAUCCAAAGAACCAAACUUGGCAUCAUGGAAAGUCAAGCAAAAUGUGCACUAUCAUGCCCACCCGUACAAAGACCCUAACCACGCAUCCCUAUGGAAGAAAAUCCAACACCAUUGGGAUAGCGUGGUCGCCAGCCCUGAGGAUCUUUCAUCACGGGAGUCAUCCAGUCUCAUGACAGCAGUUCGUGAAGCGUUUGCGAAAUCGGCUUCAUAUUGGUACCACACCCAUGGAAUCCAUAUCGCUGGUAUCACCAUUUAUCCAGGAGAUGAGGAAUCUGGUCGGCAGGCCUCUGGGUUUUUUGCGGGGUCUAAUAUGGUGAAGGCUCUCAUUGACGCUCAACAAGUAGAUGUAAAGCGCUUGAUAGAUGAACUUACUACAAUCCUAAAAUACAAGGACUUGGAGGCUGCUCAAGCAGAAGGCAAGAGUCUCAGUUUUCUCCCACCGCCUGUCGCAGUCCCCAAUGCUCCCCUCUUGCGCAACGGCAAAUCCGCCAGGGAUAGAAAUCGCAUGGUGGCGCCUAUAAUCAUCAGUGAAGCAUUUGCUGAUGCUGGUCAUCCCUCUAAAACGUCGAACAGCAGGUGGAUGAAGAUGCUUGACAUCCUUUACUCUAUGCAACUUUGCAUUCAUGACUGGCCAGCAGGAGUUCCACCCCCUGGCCCUGAUUUUGAUCUGAAAUCGCUGUCUGCGAGUCAGUUACGCGCCUUAGGCCGAGACGAGGACGAGGACGAUGCAGAGAAAGCCACAACGACAAAGCGGAAAGGUAAAUCGAAGAAGUCCAACGAGAAUCGCAGAACUCGCGGCGCGGUUGUGCAGGAGCCUGAUGUCAUCUUAUCUAUUAAGGGGUGGACUCCUCGUCAGCUAUCAGACUUCGCUGGAUACUCUCGCGAGGUGUACUCAAUCCCUCUUGUCAUCGACACAGAUGGCGUCGUUCUACGUCGUCUGGAGGAGUCGGAUAAAUUUAUCAAGGACCUCCCUCCCCAUGUUACUGAGCGUUUAAACACAGGGACUUCACGCUCUAUUGGAGCUUCGCGCUCUCACCAGGAAGCUUCGCGCUUGUACCCCGCAGCUCCGCGCUCCGACUAUCGGGCUCCGCGCUCCAACUCUGGGGCUUCGCGCUCACAACAUGGGGCUUCGCGCUCACAACACAGGGCUUCGCGCUCACAACACGGGGCUUCGCGCUCACAACAUAGGGCUUCGCGCUCGAUUCCACCUGUCCCUAUUCAAACUGACCAUGAUGAACUCCUGGAUCACAGCAUUCACUCAGAUGAGUCCGACGACGAUCUCCCACCGUCAUCUCCACCACUGUCAACUCCUCAUGCGACCCCUCAAGGUUCGAAUGUAGCAGCAGGACGAUACCAGUACAACCGCGUACGUGAAGAUAUCCGACGCUCGAUGGCCUCUGAGACUAGGAAACGGACUUGUGAUGAUUAUGAAACUGCGAGGGAGGCCGACGACAUUGAGACGGGAAUGGUGGCUGCGAGAUAUCGGAGCAGGUCCCAUGACAGGGCAAGCAUGGGUAUGAGGUCCACCAAGGGUCACAAUCAUCCUAAGCCAUAUGUUCAUACCUCAUCAAAGGCACGCAUGGGACCUGCGCCGAACCAAAACACUACGCACUUGCCAUCUCGUUCGGCAGUCGAGCCAUACUCUGAGGGCUCUCCAUCUUCGCGCCAAUAUGACUCACGUAUUCAGCCUGCUCAUGUCCUGGAUCACCGUUUACUUGCUCCUGUACAUGAGGAUGAAUUUGAGUAUAACUGA
Suillus fuscotomentosus is the source of this 2973-nucleotide messenger RNA. RefSeq lists its product as uncharacterized. Bases 1 to 2973 code for a protein of 990 amino acids. The record is from RefSeq and is a predicted model, not a curated record. Lineage: Eukaryota; Fungi; Basidiomycota; Agaricomycetes; Boletales; Suillaceae. The transcript is spliced from 17 exons.